Aedes albopictus (Asian tiger mosquito) is the source of this 13839-nucleotide messenger RNA. Its product is annotated as hexosaminidase D. Gene Ontology annotation, biological process: carbohydrate metabolic process. The record is from RefSeq and is a predicted model, not a curated record. The transcript is spliced from 4 exons. Bases 934 to 3003 code for a protein of 689 amino acids. Gene Ontology annotation, molecular function: hexosaminidase activity. NCBI's taxonomy places the organism in Eukaryota, Metazoa, Arthropoda, Insecta, Diptera, Culicidae.
UCUGAGAUGGCCAAGUUUUGGUCUACGUGGUUUAUGAACAGCCCCUCAUCAAAUAACAAACGACCACCAACCCAAAACAGAGAGCACGAAAGCUCGCUCACCGCUCUCACUUCAUGCGAAUCACUUUAUCACGCGAGAGAAACCCGAGAGGAUCCGCCGCUGGUUGCUCCUAUCACGUUCGCAACCGAGAUGAGCUCAUCCAGCAUCCUUUCGUGUCCACCUUCUAUCAUAUAAAACCAAACUCCCGAGCAUCAAACGCGCCAGUUUCGUUCACGGGUGGAAGCUUUCCUCAUACGCUUCUUUACACCAAGCCUAGCGAGCUCUCCGUUCAGAGCCCCCGGUUCGCGAGCCCCGGACUUGGCCGACCACAAACAGAACCAGAAAGGAUUAUUUUUUCAAGCAAAUUUUCCACCCGUCGUCAUCGCCAGCAUUUCCUUUCGUUUGCAAGGGGUGCAAUUUCACUAUCGUUAGACCCGGAGGGUGAAAAGUCGAGCCAGUCGUCGUCGCCAUGGAGGAUUAAGUGCAAAUUUGCAGUUUUGUUUGAUUGGAAAAUUGAGCUGUGAAUGCGGAAAGUGCGUCGGGUGUGAAAUUGUGGCUGUGCGAAGUGGGCUCACGGGAACCAGGGAAAUGGAUGCAGAACGUAAAGUUGCGCUGUGGGGAAAAUAAUUUUCCUGGUGGACGAGUGAAGUGUGAGGAGGAUAAUUGAGACGCCGUCAGCCGGGAGCAAAAUGUGUAUCGCAUAGUGGAUAGUGGCGAGAAGAAGUAAAAAAAGUGUCAUUCAAUUUAAAGUGACCAAAAAGUUGGAAGCGGAAGUCAUUUUCUCGGAAGUAAUUAGGGACAGUGCUGGGUUGUGCCGAAUAUCUGAGGACUGCCAAUUAAAGGAAGAACCAUUUUUAUUCUGGAUUACAAGGAGCUGCCAUUCUACAAUUCACAAUGCACUCCCGGCUGUUGAUGCUGCUAUGGCGAAGGAAAAUGCUGCUGCUGACUUCGACGCUUCUUUUUCUGCUAGCGCUCUGGUUCUGGGGAUUCCUCUACACGACGCAUGUGAGCGAUAGCGGUGGCAAAAUAGUGUCGGUAAAAGAAUUGGUGAUGGGUUCCGGUGGAAACCCGGCUGGUGGCAGUAGUGGAGCACAUCAUGAAAGUCUUCUCCAGCGGUUGGGUUUCUACGAUGAUGCGUCGUUGGACGAUGGGCAAGCGGAUGGUGCCGGUGCUGGAGGGGUUAAGUUCGUAAGGCCGACGGGGAGCACAGUGAAUAGAAUAAGAGGUAAAUUCAUCGACGGUUGGGAAAGCAUUCUGCAAGACCGCGAUGGCAAGCCAAGUAACUCCAAACAAGAACAAGCUAAGCGAAAGUCUGCCGAAGAGCUCCGGAUAGCUGUGGAAAAACAGAACCACUACGAACACGAACUGAAAAAGAUGGGCGUUCCGGUAAUAGCCGGAAUCGGUCCCGGAGGUCAUCCACCUCCCGUACAGCGGCUGGUUCAUCUGGAUCUAAAAGGGGCACCGCCGAAGGUUUCCUACCUGAAGAGACUCAUGCCAAUCAUGAAGACCUUGGGAGCCACUGGAAUUUUGCUGGAGUACGAAGACAUGUUUCCGUACAGUGGAGUGCUCUCUUCAAUAUCCGCGAAGAACGCGUACAGCAAGGACGAUAUCUUAGAGAUCCUGAAGACGGCCUUCAGUUUGGGACUCAACGUCAUUCCUCUGGUACAAACAUUCGGGCAUUUGGAGUUUGUACUGAAGUUGCAGGAGUUUCAGCAUCUUCGAGAGGUAGAGGACGCCCCUCAAGCACUGUGUCCAAGCCAAAAUGCUUCAAUGGUUUUCUUGGAGGAAAUGCUUGACCAAGUGAUUGAGUUCCAUACGCCCUCGCAAAACAUGAAUCUUUUACACAAAGAAGACAUAGAAAAGCUAACCCCCAAACUGACGCAUAUCCACAUUGGCUGUGACGAGGUGUUCCAGAUAGCGCAAUGCAAUCGAUGCAGGAAUCGCCAAAAGGAUCUGCUCUUCUUGGAUCACAUCUACAAUGUGGCCACGAUGAUCCGCAAGAAAUGGCCUCACCUGAAGAUCAUCAUCUGGGAUGAUAUGUUGCGACACAUGUCUAUCGACACGCUGCAAACCUCCGGCAUCGGUAAACUCGUCGAGCCCAUGAUCUGGGUCUACGCCGAGGACAUCUACAAGUUCAUCCAGUCUUCCACGUGGGACAAGUACGCCAAUGUCUUCACUACAGCUUGGGCCGCAUCGGCCUUUAAAGGAGCCCAUGGAGAAGCUCUCAUACUUCCACCGAUUCGUCGUCAUCUGGAAAACACACUUCGAUGGCUGGCUGUGAUGCAAGGUGAAGGAACACGAUUCACCAAUGGUAUCCAGGGUCUAGCUCUGACCGGAUGGCAGCGGUACGAUCACUUUGCCAUCCUCUGUGAACUGCUUCCGAGCGCUCUUCCAUCUCUGGCCGUGUGCCUAUCAACGGCUUCACGAGGAUACUUCGACGUUAACCCGAAAACCAAUCCCGUACUGAGUAGCUUGACCUGCCCGGAACCCACGAGCGAACGGCACGCGUGGGUUGAACUGCACAAAGAUUCCGUGUUGUCCACCUUCUCGCGGUGUAUGUUUCCGGGCAGCGUAAUCUACCGGUUCAUGCUCCGACUCAUGACGUUGAUGACCGAGGCCAAGGAGUACAUCGACGAGGUGAAGAACAAACGCGGUUGGCUAACGGAGUACAACAUUAGGCACAACUUCUCGGUGGGGACACGUGUGGAUGACCUUCUCGGAGAGGACUACCAUCUGCUGAACUCCAUCACCAACCUGGCGAGGAACGCCGCCUCGACGUUGGCCGAUGUCUACGAUCACUGGACAUCCGGAGAGUUCAUCGAGCAGCGCAUCUUCCCGAUAAUGGCCGAGCUAAAAAAUCUGGAACGCAUUGGGGAAUCUCUGAAAAAGCGGAAAACGUGGCCCCAGCGUCCACUGCCAUACGUCAAACCGUUCGACGCACUAGGAAUUGACGAGAAAACCUAGCUGCAGGAGUACGUCAAGAUUCCGCUGAGGCACUAGAGGGUGCAUUCCGGCGAGAAUCUGGACGGUAGCGUAAUGUGAUGAUGAUAACGAUGAUCAGUUUUUUAAUGAUUUAGGGUGUGAUUUAGAGAGACGAUAGUGUUCUACAUAUUUGUAGUUUAAACUAAAAGGUUCGAGUAGGUACACUUAGAAACGAGAAAAACGGUUGUAGAAAAACAAAUGCGAAAAUAUGUAGAACUGUGUGUUUGGGGUUGUUGCACUUGGGAGAUCUCAGCAGAUAUAAAGAGUCAUUUCCUACACACUUUGCAUUCCUCCAGUAGUUUGUCUGGAUGUCGGAAAUUUUCACUUUCAAAUUCCAUGGGAGUUUCAGCAGGAUUUAGAAGGGUUCCCGGAGGUUCAGAGAGCUUCCAAAGGGAGGUUUCAGGGGUGUUUCAGAGGUGUAACAAGGCUUUUAAGGGAACCAUCCUCUAUGGGAUUUCCGUUGGAUUAAUGAAGAGGAGUUUCAAAGCGCUGGAAGGGGUUCUACAAGGUUUCAGGAGGCUUUCAAAAAGGUUCCAGGGACUCUUUCAGUGGCGUUUUAAUGCGUACCUACUACCUAGGCAUUUCAGGAGGUUUUAGGGUGCCUUCAAAAGAGAAAGUUUCAAAGGGAUUUCAAGGCGUUUCAAGGCAUUGCAUGUGAUUUCACACGUCUGAAAACAUCUGAAAACCUCUGAAUCCUCUGAAUUUCCCUGACGACCUCCGAAGCCCCCUGGAAACCUUCAUCACGCCCUUGAAAUUCCCUGAAACGCUCCUUGAAACCCUUGAAAUCUAAUGAGACUCCUGGUACGCCCUUGAAACCUUAUGAAACCCCCUGAAAUGCCUCUGAAACUCGUUGAAAUCCCCUUAACUCCUCUGGGACGCGUCUGCAACCCUCUGAAAUAUCCUGGGGGAAGUUUUAACCCCCUGAAGACCUCGGUAACGCUCCUGGAACCCUUCUGAAAGCCCUUCAAACCCUCUGGAACGUCAUUGACACUCCUGAAACUCCCUACCCAUGUAACAUUUUGAUGGCCAAUUAGUCUUGUAGAGGUUUUCGUAACCGUCAUAUAACCUAAUACCUUUUAUUUUAGUUUUGUGAUAGCAUAGCAUAGCAUAGCAUAGCAUGAAUAAUUGCACAAAUCUUAGAUGGAGUUGCAAAGUCGAAUAUUUCCAUUGACAUUGCUGAUGUCGCUACUAUCUACAAUGUCAUAGAUUCACUCAGCUCCACACACCUGGCCAAGUCCUUGCAGGCAUUUAUAAAUCCCUUCAUCAACUUAGAAAGAGCCCAAAACUGAAGCAUCUUCCAAUAGAUGAAAGGAUGUUGAAAAUAGCGAAUUUUCAACUUAUAUGCAGUAAUAAAGUAAAUAUACUGAAGUAAAAUUAUUUAUCUACCUUUUAUUUUAGUUUUGUGAUGGUCAUAAAAACCUCGUCUAGUCUGGGUAAGACCCCCUGGAACACUUCUGUAAGCAAUCUAUGCUUGCUCUCCCGGAAAUCCAAAAGAAAUAGUAGAAGAAAUUCCGAGGGAAAUUUUCUCAGAAAAUUCCUGGAAGAAUCACUAAAAAGUAUCACAGGGGGCAUUUCAAACGAAGAGUGGAGAAGCGCUGACAGGAAUCAGUGGAAAAAAGUCAUUAAAAAUCCCGAUGUAAAUGUCGGGAGGAGAAAUGCCUGGAGGAAUCUCCUAGAUAAAUCCCGAAAGGAAUCCGGUCAGAUAUCCCGGAAAUAAUCCUUAGAGGAGUUCCUGGAAAAAUCCAGGGAUUUAUCGAUGCAGAACCUCCUGGAGAAUUCUCGAACGGAGUUCUUGUAGAAGGUCCGGGAGAAAUCUUCAGAGGGUUUUAGGGAGUAAUAUCUAAAGGAAUCCCCGGAGCAAUCACUGGAGGAAUUGUGAGAGCAUUCCCUGGAAAAACCGAGAGGGAUUCUUGGAGAAAUCACUGGAGGAUUCCCGGAACAAAUCCUUUGAGGCUCGAGACAAAUCCUGAGGGACAUCUUUUUCACAUGUAGAACUUUAGUUAUAUACUUUGAUCCUAGGUUCCUAGGUGAAAAACAUGUGUUCAACCGUUUUAAGAGCUCCACCUGUUUCAAGAAUUUACCAUGACAUUCUUAAAAUUUCGUUUUAGAGACGAACCAGUCAAGGGCUGAAAGUCUCUUUAAUAAUACAAUAAUGAAUCAAUCAAUUAAAAUUUCGGGAAAUUUAGAGUUUCAGCAAAAUGUUGUACAAGUGACUGCAACGUUAAAUCAGAUUUCUAUGUUUCUUGAUGUAUACCUCUGAAAAUCUACUAGAAAAGCCAGAAAAACCUCAACCAAUGCAACUAUGAUUUUUUUUUGGCAAAUUCAGUAAGGCGAGAACAAAUUUCAUUUUGCUUUUUUGUCUGAAAUGGGGCAUAGUAUUUGCCCAUUUUUGAAAAAAAAUAUGAAAAUGAAUUCUGAUUCCAGACCUAUGUAAGUGCACAAAUGAUAGAUACAGGGGAUGGCCAAAAUGUUUGGGAUAGGCAACUUUUUUUCUCCCACAAAAAAAUUCAACAUGCUGUAACUUUUCAUAGAGUGCAUCAAAAAAUCGCAAAUUUUGACUGUUUAUCAACCUGUUAUAUGUGCAUGAUUGGUACAAAAUUGGGCUCGAUUGAAUAAUUUUUCGCGAAGUUAGAACCGUUCGGGUAAAACACUAUUUUUUAGACAACUCAUUUUUGAGCUGUCAUAUCUCGGAAACCAGUGAACCGAAUUGAAUGAAUUUUUUAACGUUUAUGAACAAUAUAUUGAUACUUAUCACAACGUUAUAAAAUGUAAUAUUUUCUCACGACGAAUUAAGUUAUACCGGGUUGAAAUUUUUACCCAUAUAGAGGAAAAUAAGUUAAAUUUACAAUACCAUACAAAAAUUGCUAAAUGUGUUCUUUCUUCAAUCUAGAUAGGCUCUAAUAUAUCUGAUUAGAGAUAACUUGAGAACAGAAGUGGAAAAUCUUUGGACAUCAACACUAAAAUUUAUUGACAUUGACGUAAAAAAAUUACCUUUUUUCGAGAAAAAUCCAAAAAGUGCCAAUCCAUGAUAACUUUUUGCAACGUUCAAAAACUAUCUAUGUUUUAAUAGUUUGUGAAGCAUUUGUAUAUUGUUAGUGUACGUUCAAAAUUUCAUUCAAUUCGGUUCAUUGGUUUCCGAGAUAUGACAGCUCAAAAAUGAGUUGUCUAAAAAAUAGUGUUUCACCCGAACGGUUAUAACUUUGCGAAAGUUUAAUCAAUCGAGCACAAAUUUGUACCAGUGAUGCACAUAUAACAGGUUGAUAAACAGUCAAAAUUUGAGAUUUUUUGAUGCACUCUACGAAAAGUUAUAGCAUGUUGAUUUUUUUUUUUGAGAGAAAAAAAGUUCCUAUCAGGCUUGGUAUUGGUCAUGAACUUCACAAGCAUGCUACGGUUUGACUCGAAUCAUGCGUCGCUAUUGAACGCGAAGUAAGCAAACAAAGAUCACAUAGGCAAAGCACAUUUUCGCGAUUUAGAAACCAUGGGCAACCGUCAUGAUUUGCUUUAUUACUUGACCUUCAAUUAAUCUGACCAUCGGCUGUUUGACCAUCGUUGAAGAAGACUGCAGUGGCAGUACAUUUUUGAUUUAUUGAAUUGAAAUGGACUUAUUCAAAGGUUCGUUCCUCAAUAUUAUUAGCUAGCCAGUCUGCAUAUUUAUACAAGUUAUCUUGCUCUUUCAGAUGAAGUACGAAUUUGGAUGGCUCCAGGGCUUAAAAAAUGUUUCUUUCCUGAGCAGAAGAGAAUAAUACAGAGGAUAAUACAACUUACGAAGAGUCUUUUAGUCAGGCAUUGAAAAAGCUCGGCUCACGAGCAAAACUCAGCCAAUUUCAUGCCAACUUGAUGCUCAUCAGAAAGAUAGGCCUUGAGUGUUCAAGUUCAUUGAACUAGGCCGCUCAUCAGUUAAAUGAGCAUUGAGCACCGCAGCUCACUGUACCUAAACUAGCUGAGCUUGGAUUUAUUAUAGAAAAAAUGUCACAUUUUCGACCGCAUUUUUCGUGUAUGAAACCUUUACCAAUAUAAAUAACUGUUGUAUUUCGAUGUUUCUCUUAUUCUGAGUAGCCUUUUACAGGCUAAGGUUGGGCCAGGACCGUCUCCAAAGGGCUCAAGAUAGUAAUGAUGCAUUUUGACACUUCCUCCCUCAUCGUAUCCUUUUUUCCCAAUCCUAAUACAUGGUUCGUAGUAAAAUAAGAGGGUCCCCCUCCAUCUCAAAAUACUACGUCACUAAUUGAUGGUCCCACUCGGUCCGUAGUCAGUGUCGAGCUGUCAAACUAUUAUUCCUCGGAUCGUAGUGUCCUAAUCUACAAACAUAAUGCGGUCUCGUUCGUGGACCAUCGAUUGCGUCAACAAAGGAAAAGCCACCCAAGCCACUUUCGUAGCAAUACGCCAUCGCCCAAUCAAGCGGCACCGCCACCAUUGAAGUGUGCGAAUACCAAUCCACUAGACCAGUCAAUAAGAACUUCACAGUUUUCCAUCCGUUUUUUUUGGCGUAGCCCCUCCGGAUUACCCAUCAACAUGCCGGCCCUGUGACUGACUGUGUCAAACGUUCCAUACUUCUGACGCUGAGUUUUUUAUCCGGAAGUCGUGGUUUAUCCGCUGGUUCAAUUGAGCAGUUUCUCAGCCUCAGUUAGUAUCAACUUCUACAAAUUCAGGUCAUGACAGAAGUGACUGCAUGAAAAAAGUGAUGGUUUGCUAUGAUUUUCGACUGGCACAUAAUCGACCAAGAAGAAAGGCGUCGUCAAGCAAACUCUAGCUCAUUGUUUAUUGCAGAAGUGAGCGAUGCAUUCCUCCGAUAACAUACGUUCUCUGGAGUUUCAACGAUGGUUGAGUAGCCUUGCAUACUCAUCACCUGCAUUGAAGCCGCGUUUUCCAAAUGAUUCGUUUUUGCCAUGUAAAUAAAAGAUGAUUUUUACCAAAUUCAAAUUCAAUAAAUUUCGCUCGACUUUUGAACCGACUUCAAUCGUACACAAAUUAAGCAACAUUACACCGUUUUCUUCCACUGAUGCCAAUUUUUGCGAUUGACUUUACAACAAACGGGCGUCCUUCAAUUUCAACCAUACUCCUGCUUUUCCCAUAAAGGGCUAUGUUUAUUACCAGGCCUGGCCCCGGUAAAAUAUUUUUUUAACAAUAUUUGUAGUGGAAGAUGAUAUUUUACCAUCUACCAGACGACCAUUUUAAAAACUGCAUUCCCGGUGAGAACUGGUGUUUGACUGCUUCUACCUAGCUAAUUAGUUACUGUAUCUAAAUACCUAUCCUGAGGAAAUGCCGAUGCAGAAGGUGUCUCGUAUCAAAAAAUGACCUUUGGCGUCGACUUAGUUUUGCUAGAGCCCAGGCUAGAGUCCGCUUAGCGAGUUCGCAAGAAAACGUCCACUCAAAUAAAACCAUACGAAAGAAAUUCAUCUAUGCUGGAUGGUAAGCAUACUGUGGAAAACCCCUCACGACCGUCAUUUCACUGUCAGUGAAGGUCGUUUUUCCUAAAACGUUCAGUCGUUUUCUCUAUGGUAACUGAACGUCGUCGUCCAAUGCAUGCUCGCUACACAACAAGCUCUCGAGCAACGUACUUGAUGAUUUCAUGAGCCUAUUGCGAUUGCACUAUACUGAAGACGCCAAACUGGUAUUCGUUAUUUGAACAUGACCACUAACGGUGAUUAAUCCCAAGCCUGGUUCCUAUCCCAAACAUUUUGGCCAUCCCCUGUAUAUGUGUCUGAAUGUUAAUCUCGGUCACUAAGUGCUUUAGACCCGCGUUACAGAUGUUCCGGGGAAUCGAAGCCGGGGUAAAUUUUUGAAUAUGAUUCACCAUGGGGCUCCUCAAACUUCGUGGCUUUAACAUCACUCUGAGCUGUUUUUGCAUUAUCUGAAAUGUGUAAUUUUGACCAGAUGAACAAACACCAUUUUCCGACAUACAGAUUCCAAGAAUUUCUUCAUACUCACUAACAGCUGCGCUAUUAAAUCCUUCGGAAAAUUUAAUGAUUGUUCUAGAUUUGCUUUGGGAACUGCCCAAAAUUUCUCCGAAUAUUCUGUAAAACUAUCCUUUAUUAACUCUGGUGAAAAUUGUUACAAAGCAAGUAAAAGUUCCUCCAGUGUUUCGGGAAAUUUCAUAAAUUUCUUCAAAAAAAUAUGCUCCAAACGAUUUUUUUCAGAAAUUUUGCAACAUUUUCAGGAUUUAAAAAAAAAAAUCUGAAAGCAAACACCCAGAUAAGGGGGAAACUAAUGUAUUCGUCAAAUAAAUUCAUCAGGAAUUUGCGUCUUAAUUCAUUAAAAUCUCUAGAAUUUGAAAUAUUAAUAAAAUUUGGAAAAGGAACAUAAAACAUUUUUUUUUCUAGAAUAUCCAUCAGACGUAUAAUGUCCUUCUUCUUCUUCUUCUUUUUCUUCUUGUUUUUCUUGUAAUAACGCUUCACCUGGAAUAAAGCCUGCUAUUUGAGAAAUUCCAAAACGAUUUUCUAAAGGAAAUCUUGGGGAAAUUCCUGGAGGGAUUCAAGGAGGAAUUCUUGAAAAAUUCCUGCAGGGAUUCCAGGAAUCCUUCAGAAAUUAUUGCCGGAAUUCCUCCACAAAUGUCAGCUGUGAUUCUUUCAGUAAUUUCUUCAUAAUUUUCUACUGUGGGGACUUCUACAAGGAUUCCUCCAGAAAUUAUACUUGUAAUUUCUCAGUAAUUGCUGCCGGGAACCCACUAGAGUUUGCUUUAGGAAUGUUUGCUGGAACUGCUUCAGGGCUACUGGCAUUUGUUCAGAAAGUGCUGGAUGAAUCCACGAUGUAUUCUUGCUGCGAUUCCACAGUCAAUUUGUGCUGGUAAUCCUCCUUUUUGAAAGCUCCCUAGAGCAAUUGUCCGGCAAGGAUUUCUGGAAAAUCCUAUCAAGAAUUGCUGAAAAAAUCCUACUAGGCAUUCGUGUUGGCAUUCCAAGAGAAAUUCCCAAAGGAAUCCUUGGAGAAAAUAUCUCUGAAAAAUGACGAAUUCUUGAGGAAUUUCUCGAGGGAUCCCAGGAAUCCUGCAGAACCUUUUGCUGGAAUUCCUCCACAAAUAGCUGCUAUGAUUGUUUCAGUAAUUUCUUUGAAAUUUCCAGCUGUGAUUCCUUCAGGAAUUCCUACAAAAAUUCCUCCAAAAAUUCUUCUUGGAAUUUUCCCAGUGAUCUCUGCUGGAAACCCACUAGCGAUAUUUUUGGGAAUUAUUGCUGGGAUUUUUUCAGGGCUGCUGCUGAGAUUUAGUGAGAAAUUUCUGGAUGAAUUCACCAUGGAGACUUGCUGGAAUUUCUCAGUCAAUUCCAAAUGUGAAACAACAAUUGUUGGAUGACAAUGCUUGAGAAAUCCCUGCAAGAGUUCCUGGAAAAUCCUACUUCAUGUAGAAAUCUAAGCAGGAAUUUGUGCUGGUAUUCCAAGAGAAAUUUCCAAACGAUCCGUUUGGGACACCUCUGUAGUAGUCCUAACAUGAAUUUGUAGAAGAAGCUCAUCAUGAAUUCUUGGAGAAAUUUCAAGAGGAUUUUUCGGAAACUUUCUCCAGGAAUCCCCCUUGGCAUUCUUCCAAGAGUGUCUAAAAAAAUAUCUGGGAUUCCCCCUAGCAAUUCUUCAUGGAUUCUCCCAGCGAUUCCUGCUGUAAUAUCUUUAUGGAUUUCUCCACAAAUUCAUGCAGAGAUUUUUUUUUCAGGGAUCCCAUCAGAAUUACUUCAGUGAUUCUUCCAGGAAUUUCUGUAAGUACAUCUACUGGAAAUCCUCUUAAGAUUUCUUUGGGAGUUUGUGUAGCAAUUGAUCCAGGAAAUCAUUAUGGGAAUGCUUUUGGAGGUGUUGCUAGUAUUCCAACAGACAUCAUUACUGUACUAUGGAUGAACAAACUGCUCUUAGGCUUGAUUUUAAAAAUUUUAUCUUAAUAAGCUGUUAUUCAGCUAUCAUUGUUACUUUGAGUAGUAGUUCUAAAGCAAUCCCGACUAGAAAAUUAUAUCAAGUUUGUAUCAUAUUGUGUUAUGAUGUUAUAAUAUUUUUCUCUAACUUAUUAUGUUAUAAACUAGCUGCAGGAUGAUGUUAAAAUAACUUAAAUUGUAACAAAAAGUACACUGGUCUAAUCAAGAUUAUAACCUAUUUUGUUAUAAUCAUAUCAAAAUUAUAACAAAAUGUGAUAUGAAUUGUAGCCUCAGGAUUGCUGGUUUCUAUCAUAAUUUGAUAUAACUUUGUUACAAUAUUUCUCAAAUGUCGAAGAUUAAAACUAAAUUAUAAUACAAUGAGUUAUGAAACAACAUUUAUAACACAAUGUGAUAAAAUUAAGUGAUAGUAUUUUAAAACACCAAGAAUGUUGAACAUGUUUAUAUCACAAUGAGUUAUAAAUAUCAUGAUUUGUUAUGAUUAUGUUCCAUUUUUGUUACAAUUUCCUAGUCGGGAUCUCACCAAGAAUUUAAAAAAAAAUCAAGAGAAUUUUCAGUAUAAAUAUUAAAAAGAAUGCAUGAAAAUGCAUGAAUUCCAGAAGAAAUCUUUGAACGAAUUUCUGGAGCAAUCCAGGGAUUAAGGGGAUUUAAGAAAACCUGGAAUCCCAGAAAAAAAAACUUCUAAAGAUAUAAUCCCAUAGGAAUUUCCCUGAAUCUGGAGGAUUGCAUGGAGAUAUCCCUUAAGCUCUGGAAGAUUCCCUGCAGAUAUUGUAUGGAGGACUCGUACCAGAAAUGUCUGCAGCAAUCCCAGCUGUAGUCCUGGAGCAAACGCUCAAAGAAAUUCUAAAAAAAAAUCAAUAAAGAGGAUUUUCAGUACAAAUAGGUAUCAAGAGAAAUUCAUGGAAGAAUCCCUAGAGGAGUUCCUGAGGAAAUCUUUGUAUGAAUUUCAGGAGAACUUCAGGAAUUGCUAAAAGAAGACCAUCAAGUGUACCUGCCCGGGUAGAGGUGAAGUACUGACGAUCAAAACGUGAUAUUGGUUUGAUUGAUAUAAUUGAUAAAAGAUCUGAAUAUAAUAUCAGAAAAAUAUUCCUGGAACAUCUGAACAAUAUCAAAAUGUGAUAUUUCAAGAUCAAACGAAUAGCUUGCUGCUAUUGGUUCGAUCUUACAAGAUCUAAAUAUGAUCUGAUGAUGAUUUCCCAGGAGUAAAUUUUAGAUACAAUUUUUAGAUCUUUUAUCUCUUAUAUCAAUCAAACCAAUAUCACAUUUUGAUCUCAAUAUCAUAAUGUAUUAUUAUCGAGCUCUUUUCCUCUACCCGGGUGGAGGAAUCCCAACAAAAACUUCUAGAGGUAAUUCCAGAGAAAUUCCUAUACUGCAGUUCUACGCAUAGUUGUCCCAUGUUAUAAGGGAAUUCCAUGUAACAUGGGACAAUUGUGCUUAGAACGGCAGUACAGAAGAAAUCUUUGAACGAAUUUCUGGAGCAACCUAAAGAUUGAGAGGAUUUAAGAAAACCUGAAGGAAUCCCAGCAACAACUUCUAGAGAGAUAAUCCGAUAGGAAUUUCCAGAUGAAUCGUUUUAAAAUUUCCUGGAGAAACUUCAGUAGUUGUUAGAGGAAUCAUUUGAAUUCCCCUGUAGAAACCACAGGCGGAAUCCCGCAGGCAUUGAAACCUCUCUGUAGAAAUUACAGAAAGUUCUGCAAGAAUCCCAGCGGGAAUUCAUAGAUGAAUGUCUGCAAAAACUCUUGGAAAAUCUGCAGGCUUUGAAGGAAUCCGUGUAGAAAUAUCUUCAAGAGUCACAAGAAGAGUUUAUCGAUCAAAUCCAGCAGGUAUUUAUUACUGGAAGAUUCCCUGCAGAUAUUGUAUGGGAAACUAAAAAAAAUCCUGGAGGAUUUCUACAAGAAAUGCUUGAAAGAACCCCAGUAAUAGUCCUUGAGCAAUCCCUGCAAGAAUCACUAAAAAAUUUAUAGGAAUUUAUGGAAGAACAAAAGAAAUUUGUGAAGGAAUUUUUAGAAAAAAAAAAUCUUUGGAUGAAUUUCUGGAGAAAUCCCAGGAAAAUCUUUUAGAUAUAAUCACAGAGGAGUUUCUAGAUGAAUCGUUGAAAAAAAAGCAUCCACAGAGGAAUUUCUGGAAAAACUCUUGAAGAAGCCGUGGAAGAAUGCUAAAAGGAAUACUUGGAGAUAUCCACGGAAAAAUGCCCUGAGAAGUCACAAGAAGUAUUCCUGGAUGAGUUCCAGCAGGUAAUUAAUCUUGACUAAGAGCAAUUCCUGAACGAAUUCUGGAAAUAUCCUUGAAAGAAACACAGAAGGAGCUUCAAGUGGACCCCCUGGAGGAAUUUCUGGAACAAUGCCAGCAGGAGAAAACUUUGAAAAAAAUCUUUUGAAAUUCAUCCAGAUAUGGGAUUCUUCUAGAUGUUCCUGCUAGGAUUGCUCCAAGGAUUCCUAUACAAAUUCUUCCUGUGCUUCCUCCAAAAAAUUUCCAAAAAACUCCCUUGUCAUAUUUGGCCAAAUUCAAAAAAAAAGUUCUUCGACAAAACAUUUCCAUCGAAUGGUAAAUCCUGCAGAAAUAAGGGAAAGACAUAAAUGCACAGAUAAACAUUAGGUUUACAAUAAUUGUAAGGAACACGACUAAAGACUAAUUUAAGAAAAAAAAUAUCCAGAGGGAAUUGUUGUGUUUCAAUCUACGUUAAGUUUACAAAAGUUCACAAAAAUUGAAGUUUUAUGUAUUCUUGAUCGAACCCCAGUGCAAUACGUCUCAUCACGCAGUUACAUCCAACAGGUAUAAGCCAAAUUCUAGUAUCACCUUCAUUAACUAGGUAUCGUUGAAAAAAAAAACACAAAACGUUUCGGUAAAAAACAAGACUGAAAUUCUAAAACAUGUGUUAUAAAUGUUACAGAACCUAACUCCAUAAACGACGAACCGAAUGCAAAUCUUUGUCUAUACACUUCAUGAAAUAAAACAAACGUUGCAGUAGUCUACCAUCUAA